Molecule: messenger RNA, 2859 nt
Organism: Temnothorax curvispinosus
Lineage: Eukaryota; Metazoa; Arthropoda; Insecta; Hymenoptera; Formicidae
Gene: IKKepsilon
Product: inhibitor of nuclear factor kappa-B kinase subunit epsilon
Exons: 4
Coding region: 364-2601 (745 amino acids)
Biological process (GO): peptidyl-serine phosphorylation
Cellular component (GO): cytoplasm
Molecular function (GO): ATP binding; protein serine/threonine kinase activity
Source: RefSeq, a predicted model, not a curated record
CCGGGAUGGCCUCUCUCAGGUUUCUCUCUGCCAUGUGCUACUCCAAGCCCAACCUGCCCAACGCUGUCUUUUAAUAUCCAAGCCAAGACGCCAAAUCAUCUGUACUCGAGAUUCAGGAAUACGCUGCCUGACGCUGCUCCUAACAUUCCGGCCGAGAAUGCUUCUUGGAGAUCGACGACUUUCUAACGGAGACGCGUCGACGUACGUCCAUCGACACGACACGGAGAAACGCGGAAGGUGUCACGUACGUGACGUCACGAGAGGAGUCAGGACUGUCAGGAGAGCGCGUACCGUGAGCAAAGAGACGUCGAGGAAGUUGGCGAAAACCGUUCGUCCGAGUCGGAGAAGCCUCGCGCGAACGACAUGUCGUUCCUACGUGGGUCCGCCAACUAUGUCUGGUGCACGACCAGCGUGCUCGGCAAGGGGGCGACCGGCGCGGUGUUCCAGGGUGUCAACAAGAACAACGGGGAACCGGUCGCGGUCAAGACUUUCAAUCAGCUGAGCCACAUGCGGCCGCACGACGUGCAGGUGCGGGAAUUUGAAGUCCUGAAGAAGGUCAAGCACGAGAACAUCGUGAAGCUGCUGGCGAUCGAGGAGGAGCAGGACGGCAGGGGGAAGGUGAUCGUCAUGGAGCUCUGCACCGGCGGCAGCCUCUUCAACAUCCUGGAUGACCCGGAGAACACGUACGGCCUCGCGGAGAGCGAGUUCCUGCUGGUGCUCGAGCACCUCUCAGCUGGCAUGAAGCACCUGCGCGACAACAAUUUAGUUCACCGUGAUUUGAAGCCAGGUAAUAUAAUGAAAUUCAUCGCUGACGAUGGCAGUACGAUAUACAAGCUUACUGACUUCGGAGCAGCUCGGGAAUUGCAGGAGGAUCAGCAGUUUGUUUCGCUGUACGGCACUGAAGAGUACCUGCAUCCGGAUAUGUACGAACGCGCGGUUCUGAGAAAACCCGUCGGCAAGACCUUCGGUGCGACCGUUGAUUUGUGGUCCAUAGGUGUGACUCUCUAUCACGUUGCGACGGGUAAUCUGCCGUUCAGGCCGUUCGGCGGGCGAAGAAAUAAGGAGACUAUGUUCUACAUCACCACGAAGAAGGCGUCGGGCGUGAUAUCUGGGCUGCAGACUUCGGAGAACGGGCCAAUCGAGUGGAGCAGGGAAUUGCCGCAGACCUGCCAGCUGAGCACGGGCCUGAAGAAGAUAGUGACUCCGCUGUUGGCCGGCUUACUCGAGGUCGAUCCGCAAAGGAUCUGGAGCUUUGAGCGAUUCUUCAGCGAGGUCACAGACACGCUUUGCAGAAAACCCGUUCAUAUAUUUAACAUUCAUAGAGCCAGCUUGAUUAAGGUCUUCCUACAUCCAGAAGAGAAGCUAGUCGCUUUGCAAAUACACAUUCAGGACCAGACCGAAAUUAUGCCUCACGCGCAGAUUCUUCUUCUCGGGGAGGUUCCCCUCACGAAUCUCGUCGAGGAGUCUACGCCAGGCAAGGGAUAUCCCAAUACUAGCAACGACAAACCAUUGAUGCUGUUUUCGCGAGAGAAUAACAACGUCGUGUUGCCGACGGAGACCGAGCUGCCUAAAUUUCCCGUCUUCGCGAAUCUCGUUUCCGUAGAGAACGACGCGAGCCAAGCUAAAGUCGCGUGCUCCGUAGGACACGUCUGUAAACGUAGAAUCGACAAACUGGCUUUGUGCAGCAAAUUGUCACGGGACGCCAUAGACGCGUUCAGCGGUCUCUUAUCUACGGAGCUUACUCGAGUGUUGGAAAAAUGUCAGCAUUCGAAAGAAUUUACAAAAGCGGUGGAGGAUACUGUCCUGGCGGUAGAGAGAAGCGAGACCUUUGCCAGGCACGUGUUCCGAAAGUUUGGCAGUCAAACUGCGGUGGAGGUCAAAAGCUGGCGAAAAGAAUUAGACGUGAAGAGCAAGGAACUUAUGAGCGAACUGACUCCAGCAAUAGUGCAACUUCAUCAGAGAUAUGUAAAAGAGGGCAGCUUGCGUGGAGAAUGGGAUAACAGUACUCGCGGUUUGUGGUGCCCGUGGGCCACGAAAGCGAGCCAAAGGGCAGCGACGUUGGUCGAUCGCCUGAGGGAUGGGUGGCAACAUUUACUGAGGGACAGGGCUACUCGUAGUCUCACUUACAACGACGAACAAUUCCAUGUUCUUGAACGCAUAAAGGUCACGGAAACGGGACGUCGAUUGAAAGCGCUUCUCGAGACGGAGUGUAUACCGGCAAUGACGCAGCGAUCCGAGUGCGUCGCCGAUUGGUAUAAAAUGGCACAAACAGUCUUCCUACAGACUCAGAUAUUAGACAAGGAUAUCGACAGUUACGAACGCGUGCUGGAAUCGUUCUCCUAUCGUUUGUCGCAAGAGAGCAAGGAGCGCAAUGAGAAUCUUUUGCACUCGUUGGAUAGGCUGCCCGGCAAAUCGAAAACGAUCGAAAAAACGAGCGUGCCAGUGCAGGAAAGCACGAAGAAAUGGCGCAACAUCUGUGACACGCAAGAACACAUCGCGAUGCUACUUUGUGAAAACGGUCUGCUUAUAGACCAACUUGACCAUUUGUCAACAAUUGAGAGGAUGGAAGAAGACAUGGCCGAUGCGGGAUAUGAAUUUUAAUAUACGCGUCUAUCAUUUCUUUAUCAAUCUGACAAUAAUUACGAGAUAAAGACUGAAACUUAGACCGGUAUUCAUAGUCGGUUCUUAUAGUCAUUAACCAAUCACAAAGCCGUAUUAGUAUCUUAAGACUUAAGACGGUCUUAAAAUAAAAACCGACUAUGAAUACCGGCCUUAGAAUGUAUAUAUUAGAACUCCGAUAUAUCCGUACGAUUUGUUAGUGUAUAAAUUGUUAAGGUAAAUGUUAAAUAAAUUCGUACU